Hypomesus transpacificus is the source of this 4108-nucleotide messenger RNA. It is a transcript of the gene slc2a12, whose product is annotated as solute carrier family 2 member 12. Gene Ontology annotation, molecular function: transmembrane transporter activity. Gene Ontology annotation, biological process: transmembrane transport. NCBI's taxonomy places the organism in Eukaryota, Metazoa, Chordata, Actinopteri, Osmeriformes, Osmeridae. The transcript has 6 exons. The coding region runs from base 816 to 2552 and encodes 578 amino acids. Gene Ontology annotation, cellular component: membrane. The record is from RefSeq and is a predicted model, not a curated record.
AGGAACGGAAGAGACUUUAUACAGAACUCUUAAUUGACAAAGGGGAUUUUGGUCUCGUUCUUCCGUGCUUUGCUGGGCUGAUGCCUAUUAGUUGAUUGGAGAAGGAGGAGUCUUGGUGUGCCACCUUCCUCCCGAACUUUAGUUAACCCUUUCAGGCCUCACUCCUUUUUAGGACAAUCUGCAAAGGUAGGGCAAAUCAACAGAGCACCAGUGUUUGGCCAUUUUUUUUAGGACCUCAUCAGAUUUUGCAGCUGUAGUGCAAUAUAUAGGGCUAACCCUAACCCCAACACAACCUUGUGGUGUGAAAGUGUGCAGUAUGUUCUGUCUUCAGGCCCAACAGAAUUUCUCCCGAGUGCUCAUUGGCCAGUACGCGAUUGCUAAAUCAAUAUAUUUUUUCUUUUGGCGUGUGAGACACUGACCAGCAGAGAGCACCAUUGCUCCACAUUAGUUGUUUUGUUAUUUUGAUAAGAGGGCCCCUCUAUGUUCAACUAGCGUAACUUCAGAGUAGGAUGGUGUUGGCCAUACACUGUAUGAUCGUUACGGUCUCUCUCUCUUCUCUUAUCUGAUAUCUCUCAGGUGUGGUGCGUUUCCGGAUGACGACGUGGGCGUGUCCAACAGGGCUCCUUGUUGCCCAAUCAGGAGAGCUCCACACCCUAUAAGAGUGUCAGUUGCGGUGGGUGGAGGGCGGGAGCUUUGUUUGAGGAUGUUGUGUUAGUGAGAAAACUGUGAAAGCUUUGUUAAUUGUUUGUUUGUGGACCUACUGUGUUUGUAACCCUGACGUCUGUGACAUAGGGCUAGCCACUCACUGGUGCACGAUGGAUCACCCUACGGAGACCCACAGCAUGACCCUCGACCACCAGGUCAACCCAUCCUCGUGUGGGGCCCCUGGUGACCAGCCCCAGAGGGAAGCUCCGCCCAGCAGUGCAGGCUGCAGCUGGCUGGUGGUGCUGGCGGCGGCAGCGGCCUCCCUCAGUGGCCUCAUGCUGGGCUACGAGAUGGGCCUCACCUCCGGUGCUCUCCUGCAGCUGCGCAGCCUGCUGUCUCUCAGCUGCCUGGAGCAGGAGCUGCUGGUCAGCUCCCUGCUGCUGGGGGCCCUGCUCAUGUCCCUGGGCGGGGGCUACUUCCUGGACCGCUACGGCCGCCGCCGCUCCAUGCUCCUGUCCGCCGGCCUGGUGGUGGGCGGGACGGUGGUGCUGCUAGCCACCACGUCGCUCGCCGUCCUGGCCCUGGGCCGGGCGGUGGUGGGCAUGGGGACGGCGCUGUCGGGCACGGCCGCGUGCCUGUACAUCGCGGAGAUCGCGCCGCGGGAGAGGCGGGGCCUGCUGGUGACGCUGUAUGAGUUGAUGGUGGUGCUGGGCGUGCUGCUGGGCUUCGGGUGCAGCUACGGCUUCUCAUCGGUGCCUCAGGGCUGGAGGUUCACCUUCGGCCUGGUCCUGCCCGCCGCUCUCCUGCAGGGCGCCGCGCUGCUGCUCCUCCCGCCCAGCCCGCGCUUCCUGGUCGCUCGGGGAGACUGCAAGGCGGCCAGGGCAGUGCUGACUAGACUGAGGUGCGGGGCCGUGGAGAAAAUGGAGGCGGAGCUCAGGGAUAUCCAGGCGGGACUUAAGGAGGAAUCGGAGCACGGCUUCCUCGAGCUGUUCAGCACCAAGGCUAACCUGCGCUCGCGCUUGCUAACGGGGGUCGCCUUAGUGUUUCUCCAGCAGACGACGGGGCAGCCCAACAUCCUCUCCUACGCCUCGCCCCUCCUGCGCAGCGUGGGUUUCCACAGCGACGACGCGGCAACCUUCGCCUCCAUAGGGUUCGGUGUGGUCAAAGUGGCUGGCACCAUUCCAGCCGUCCUAUUGGUGGAUCGUCUGGGACCCAAGAUCUUCCUGUGUGUGGGUGCCGUCUUCAUGGCGUUGUCGCUGAUCACACUGGGGGUGCUGACCUUGCACAGCCACACCCAUCUCACCAGCCUAUGUCAGAGCCCCUCUGGACUCAAUAUUAGCAACAAGGGGUGGGACUCAAACCAUACCUCUCCGGGAUUGGACUAUUUUCCUAUGACCACUCCGUUCCCCAGUGAGAGCCAGUGGAAUAGCAGCAGCUCUGAGAGCGCGGCUGAGUUGGUGAUGGGGGCUUUGAGGACGAGGGUAGAGGGAGAUGGGAUUGGUUUGGAGGACCAGAGGAGUCCUGCGGACAUGUCACCCUCUCUAAAGUGGGUGUCUCUCAUCAGCCUUCUGGUGUACGUGGCAGCUUUCUCAUUCAGUCUCGGACCGAUGGUGUACGUGGUCCUGAGUGAGAUCUUCCCCACUGGAGUGCGAGGCAAGGCUGUGUCCGUGGUGUCGGCUGUGAACUGGGCCACCAACCUGCUCAUCUCCAUGACCUUCCUCAGCGUCACAGAGACGAUUGGUGUCCCCAACGUGAUGUUCCUCUACGCCGUCAUGAGCUUCGUCCUCCUGGUCUUCGUCAUCCUCUUCGUCCCCGAGACCAAGGGGCGCACGCUGGAGCAGAUCUCCAAAGAGCUGGCCAUGAAAAAGCCGCUGAAGGGGACUUUCUGUCGCCGGGGCCGACCCUAGAAGGCGACGACUGUAAGCCGAUCCUUGACUUUUAACUUUCGACCCUCCCUAUUCCCUGGACCACACACUGCCUUCCUCCAUGCACAAGACGCAGAAGAACAGAACAAAAGGAGGGGUAAACAGAUGGGGAGAGGGUUGUGAAUGAAAGGGAACAAACCAAACUGAAGACACAAACAAGGUAGUUCAGCCAAAUCAGGAAUAUAUGUAUAUAUAUAGAUCAAUCGACUGUGAUAUGGAGAGGGUUUCCUUCCUAUAAUUGGAGAAUAAGUGUCCUUUAAAUCACUUUGUCUCCUCACAUUACAUCUCCACACAUAAGCACAGCUUCCCAGACACAAAGCCCACCUCUCCACUUCAGGAAUGAGUUCAUUUCCAGAAUGACCGAAAGUGACCUCUGACCUCCUCCUUUAGACGAAUCAAACUGCUGAACCAACAGACUCCAUAACAGUGUACAUCCGAUGAUGGAUGGCAGUGGUGGUCUUUAGUGGUUAAUCCAGGGAAUGCCGACACAUCAAGGAAUUCCAACUGAUACUCUUAGUAAAUCUUACUGUUUGGAGGGGGCUAAGUACUUGACUGAAAAUGUUUAAUCAACCACACCUUAAAACCUCAUAUACUUGUUUUCAUUUCACUGGGCUGGAUGAGGGCAAGCAAGAUGGUACAUAGUGAACAUAUACUGUGGUGUUUCUUCUACAUGGGCAGAUCUACUUGGGGUUUGUGGCAAACUAGGCACUAAGUUCAGUUGGUAGUACUUUUCAAUGUGGCAAUCAGUGAUGCUCUGGAUAAGAGUGUCUGCUAAACGACUAAUUGUGACAUGGGUCUGAGAGAUUAACAUUGUUACCAAACGUGUUACCUAACAUGGAGUGUGAUUGUAGCGUGUGGGUAGCCCGAGGUUUGACGUCCUCACUUCACUGACCCGACAACACUUGUGACACUACAGCUACGACUGGCACAUGGACACAAUAUGAAGGAAUAAAUUGUACAUGCGUGAACUGACUCUCUUCCGUGAGCAAAGAACACAAGGUUAAGCAUGUCUACGACAGCCUCAUUUAUUUCGAUGUCUGUUUUCAUUAUAAAAUACAAAAGUUUGGAACAUUCGACACAAACGGAAGCGUCACACUUCCUCGGUUGAACAGGGUCGUUCAAGUCUGACAGGCUUCUACUGGGGGUUUCCCCCCACAUGGAUGAGAACCAGGUCAACGCCAGGUGGGGUCCUCACGCCAACACAUGAAGGUGAGUGGAGCUCUCCACACACCGAUGAGUGGGACCGCCUUAACAGCUCGAGCCAUUUGCCUCAUCAAAUCGUCAUUCUCUCUCUCCCCACGGCUGUUCCUCGCCUUAACGUUAUACAAGUUCUUCUUCGGCCUAUACGAGUACGAGUGAAGACAAAAUAAAAGAACCGAUUCAUUAACACUCCCGACAAACGAUCAUGCUUUUCGGAACACCUCACGGGACGGUUAGCGGCGUCUUCGGCCUCAGUUUCAAACGGGGACGGAACCAGAGUGCCACAGUGCCACGUGGAGGAGAAUACAGGGUUAAAAUCAAGGCAUGGCAAUAUUCAG